CCUCGACAGCUUUCGACCCCUUCACUCUCCUACCUUUAUCCUUCUUGUGAAUAAUUUCACCAAAAUCAAUCACGCUCGUUAAAUUUGGUGUUUGUGUGUGUGUGUCUCAAGCGAACAAAUUCACUGGCUGACGAGGAUCACCCUUCAAUCUCUCUCUCUUCUCCCUCUCAGUUCAACCCACCUGUCACCCACACUUUGGGAGGAGGCGAAUACAGCAUACUUUUUUUCAAUUUUAACCGGGAAGCAAACAAAGAAUAACGCAAACUUGGGUGAAUUCCAGGGCCCAGGGUUCCGAUCAAAGCGUCACACGCACACAAACACAACAACUUUUCACGGGCAGAUUUGUUUUCAAUUACUCUUCGCGUUCUGCGUAUUCACUCUGCCGAUCUACUGCCCGCCUAUAUAAAUCCCGUCUACCGACUACCUACCUACAACUUUCUCGAGAAUCAAACAACACAUCCAACUCAACCUGGCCCACACCAGAAUCGCCUUUUCGAAUUAGGGACCAGUCCUGCAGGCAUCUCUCAGGGUCUCCAAACAAAGAUCUUUCCGACCAAAUCACACUUUGACCAAAAUCGUCAUACCGAAAAACCCAUUGAAACUACUAGGUCGUUGUCGCCACCGAUCUUCUCAAGUCCUUCCCCUCGGAGAGCCAUGUAUCCCAUCUUCUUCUUGGCCUCGUGCUUGGUGUUGUCGUUGCUCGGUCAUCUCGCGUCGGCGUCACCGGUCGUCCGGAAAUCCCUCAACCCCAAGUACGUCCAGAAGAGAUCCCCCGUCACGGCCAGCGCCUUCGCGGCGACCGACGCCGAAUGGCCGACCAACGUCCUCUUCACCGGGGCCUCCCAGACGUACGGCCUGUGGGUCCCCAUGGACGGCGCCUGGUACGACCUCGGAGGCAUCACGUGCCUGGGCCUCCCCGCCUACGCCGAGGGUCCUUGCAACGGGGUCACCAUCAACGCCGUCGGGGUCGUCGCGGGGGACGGACCUUGCAGCUUCUUGGGCAACGACGGUUACAGCGCCACCCUGCCCGGAAACGCCGGGGACGGUUGGUUCGCGGUGGCACCGCCUCAGAACAUCAUGUCCGCCAAAUGUGGUUGAUCCCCGACGGCAUCUUCUUUUUCUUUCCUGAUCCACAAUCAACGCAAUCGAUCAGUGCCGGUGGGGAGAACGGGGGAGCUUUUUGUUUUUGCGGCUGAUGAGACUACCGGGAUUUUUGUGACUCCGUUCACCACGACGUACCCCCCGCCCGACCGAGUGAAAUCAUGAAGGGCGAGCGAAAUGCGGGACACCCCCAGGAUCGACCAACAUGAGUGUCAUCAAAACGCCAGGUCCAUACUCGUGACGAAACACAUGCGACGUUCGACACGUUUGGGACAUGUCCGAUGGAUGUACUCGUCGUAACGCGCCGCAUGACUUUUCGAGGUUCAUGAAAUCACACCCCUCCCUUACAAAUCAAUUUGUGACUUGUCCAUCACACACCUUACACCCACCCACACACACAGACACACACACCCACAUUCUGUCUCGCGGAUCCGUUUCCUUCCUCGUUCACGAGGGUCCAAAAAUCCUUCGCAAAGGAAAAUUUACGGGGAAAAGAACACACAAAACAUACGAAACACAGACCAGAAAAAUUACCACCAUCGGGACAUAUUCGUCGAAAGGUUUUUGACUAGGUACUUCUCUCUCCACCAAAGGGGAAACCUCGAGGAAUGGUUGGAACCCUAGAGUUUAAUUUGGAAUCUCGAGACAUUUGCAAAUUGUGUUUUUCCAUAACCCACAUAUCACAAACAUGACCCAACCGAUCCACACAUCACGACGAAAUGAAGAAAUACUGUGAUGGUGGGUGAGUCUUGAUGGAAACAAGUUUGAGAAAACCAAUGUCCCCGGGGGAGAGAAAGGGAGGUGGGAUUCUUCGUACAGGGAGAUCCCAGAUCACAACGACCACCUGCCUGCCUAACUUUACCUUUACCUUUACCUUGGCCAAGGUCAUAUCACCAGAAUGUAACAUCAGUAGAAAUGCAAUCAAUCCAAUUCAGUCUCCCUGUUGAUUGAUACCCUUUGGGUCCUUUUCUCUUUGGAACCCCUGACAGGGUAGAUAAGCCCCAAUACUUUUCGACGUAGAACAAAAGACAAGACAGGCACCGAGGCAGGUAGGCAACAAGCAGGAGAUAAGCAGACAGAGCGAUCUACAAUCAUCUAUAUAUA
This is a messenger RNA of Exophiala oligosperma, 2205 nucleotides long. RefSeq lists its product as uncharacterized. The coding region runs from base 655 to 1098 and encodes 147 amino acids. The record is from RefSeq and is a predicted model, not a curated record. The transcript has 2 exons. NCBI's taxonomy places the organism in Eukaryota, Fungi, Ascomycota, Eurotiomycetes, Chaetothyriales, Herpotrichiellaceae.